AUGUCGUUACCUAAUAUCGACGUUUCAGCGACACCAGUCAGUAUAGUAGCUUAUUCGUUUAUUGGCAUAACAUAUCUAGCAGUUUUAUAUGGUAUCUAUGGUGCUCUAUGUACUUUUUUUCAAUUUAUUCGUGUUGGUCGAAAACGAUUUUUUCAACGAGUAGAUCGGCCAUCACCACCAUCGAAGGCAACGGAUCCCAUUUAUGGAAAUCAUGAAAUGAUUAAAUUAAAAUCUUCGGGUAUAUCACUUCAUUAUGUAUCAAAAGGUUUACCAAGUCAACCGAUGCUAUUAUUUGUUCAUGGUUUUCCUGAAUGUUGGUAUUCAUGGCGAUAUCAAAUGAAACAUUUUUCAAAAAUUUAUCGUGUUGUUGCUAUUGAUCAACGUGGUUAUGGUCUUAGUUCGAAGCCACCUUUUGCUUUUGAUUAUAGAAUUGAAGCAUUAGCUGGUGAUGUUGCUGAUGUUAUUGAACAACUUGGUUAUACAUCAUGUACUUUAAUUGGUCAUGACUCAGGUGGUUAUGUUGCAUGGGCAACUGCAAUACUGUAUCCACAUUUAGUCGAGAGAUUGGUUAUCAUUAAUUGUCCACAUCCAAGUGCUUUUCGUCGGGAAUUAACAUUAAGUCAAAUACAUCGAUCAUGGUAUAUGUUCUUCAGUUUAAUUCCAUUUCUACCUGAAUUGUCGUUGCAAGCAGAUGAUUUUGCAGUUUUUAAAAAAGCUUUUCAUGGAAAAACAACCGGAUUAGUUAAUAAAAAUAAUAUAACAGAUGAAGAUAUUAACGUAUAUAAAUAUACAUUUUCUCAACCAGGAACAACAAAAGCUGCACUAAAUUUUUUUCGUGGUUUAUUUCAUUAUCAAUUUGAUUUUUCAUCAACGGAAAUUACUGCACCAGUCUUACUUUUAUGGGGUUGUCCAGAUCCAACAUUAAAUGAAGAACUUGCUAAUGCUAGCAAAGAAUAUUGUUCUGAUAUUCGAGUGAAAAAAAUUCCUAAUGCAUCACGUUGGAUUAAUCAAGAUUUACCUGAUGCUGUUAACAAAUAUAUUGAAAUUUUUCUUCAUGAAAUUCCUGAUGUAGAAUCAGGAUAUGAUCUUUAA
This is a messenger RNA of Rotaria sp. Silwood2, 1092 nucleotides long. NCBI's taxonomy places the organism in Eukaryota, Metazoa, Rotifera, Eurotatoria, Philodinida, Philodinidae. The record is from the annotation of a GenBank genome assembly.